Penaeus monodon (black tiger shrimp) is the source of this 476-nucleotide messenger RNA. RefSeq lists its product as uncharacterized. The record is from RefSeq and is a predicted model, not a curated record. NCBI's taxonomy places the organism in Eukaryota, Metazoa, Arthropoda, Malacostraca, Decapoda, Penaeidae.
CAAUUCUUUCUUUUUGUGUUAGUUGAUAGCUCGUCCGCGGUCUUCAUCACGUAAUCUUCCGUAUCCACGUCUUUGUAUACCAGUCGAACUCUCCCUGUCCUUACCGUCCUUUUCCCCUUUGCAAAGUCACGGAUGCCCCUGACGUCUGCCAGAUGAAGAAGACUCAGUGCGGCUUCAUCACGAAGGCCCUUUCUCCUCCGGGCGGAUACGUCACGAUUUACGUCAACUGUGCGAAGGAAGCCGGUGUCGUUCUGGGGUCCUUCUUCUACACGAGCAUUAGUGAUGCUUUCAAGAGCGGAGCCCCAGAGACAAUCGUUGAGAUGACCUCUCCUGACCCCAAAGUGGUUACCGGCAUCCGCCGCUGCGCCAUGAACGCUACAGGCCUGGUGUUCCCCGACAUGAGCUUGGACCGCAUGGCCAUCGCCAACAUCCUCGUCGUGACCGCCGGCGGAUCUCCCCUGGGCUACGCCGUGGCU